Nothobranchius furzeri (turquoise killifish) is the source of this 4673-nucleotide messenger RNA. NCBI's taxonomy places the organism in Eukaryota, Metazoa, Chordata, Actinopteri, Cyprinodontiformes, Nothobranchiidae. The record is from RefSeq and is a predicted model, not a curated record.
AUUGCCCCCCUUGUUGACACAUGUACAUCACAUCCUAGUUAUGUGAUAAUAAUAACAGUUGUAAGUCUGUGGUGCUGCUGCAUGAGCAAGGAAGGUGAAAAAGAAGCUGAUGCACUGAAAUACCAGUGUGUCAGGAGGACCUUCCUAAUGAAUUUACUGCUUUCAUGAAAAACUGUUCAUCUGAACUCAAAUAACUCACAGUGAGAAGGUUGUAGGUUAAAACUCCAGCUGUGGUCUUUCUGCGUGGAGUUAGCAUGUUCUCCACAUGGAUGCGUGGACUUAGCAUGUUCUCCUCAUGGAUGCUUGGAGUUAGCAUGUUCUACUCAUUGAUGCAUGAAGUUAGCAUGUUCUCAUGGAUGCGUGGAGUUAGCAUGUUCUCCUAAUGGAUGCAUGUAUUUAGAAUGUUUUCCUUAUGGGUGUGAGGAGUUAUGUUCUCCUCAUGGAUGCGUGGAGUUAGCAUGUUCUAUUCAUGGAUGCAUGAGGUUAGCAUGUUCUCAUGGAUGCAUGGAGUUAGGAUGUUCUCAUGGAUGUGUGGAGUUAGCAUCUUCUCCUCAUGGAUGUGUGGUCUUAGCAUGUUUUCCUAAUGGAUGUAUGGACUUUCUCUGGCUGCUCCAGUUUCCUCCCACAGACCAAAAACAUAUAUGUCAGGCUAAGUGGAGAAUCUAAAUAGUCCCGUGGUUUGACUGACUGAAUGUUUGUCUCUGUGAUGGACUAAAGACCUGUCCAUGGUGUCCCCCACCACUCACCUGGUGACUGCUGGAUCACCAGCUCCCUUUGACCUGACUAAGCAAUAAGAACAUUGAUGUAUAACCUUGUACCUUGAGAACACCAGAAACAGUUUUGUAUUAUGUCCACCGUGGUCGGGCAUUGAAGAAUCAAACAUGGCUGCAGAAACCAACCUCAGAUCAGGAUGAUAGAGAAAUGCUUCAUCGACUCUUUUUCAGUCUAACAGAUCCCUCCAGGACUCCACAUGAUAAUGUUAAGGCACUUGUCCCAAACCCAGGUGGAGAGCAGAAACCACCAGAAGCUGCAGCAGGAGACAACAGCGACCAUGAUUGACUUGAGCUUCCUAACAGAGGAGGAGCAGGAGAGCAUCCGGGCCGUACUGAAAAGAGACGCUGAUCUGAAGAGAGUGGAGGAGAAACGCAUUCAGAACCUUCAGAGCACUGUGGCUGACAAAAGACUGCUGAAGUACCUGACAGGAGAAUGGUUCUAUAAGGCCAAGCAGCAUCGCCAUCAGGACCGAAUCCAUGGCUCUGACAUCAUCAGAGCCUCCAUGAGAAAAACAAACAAGCCUUUGACUCUGUUGGAGCUCUGUAACAUGCCACCUGAGAGGUCCAGCUUUGUCAGCAGUGAAAACAGAGAUGUGAUCAUCCCGCCGGUUCUCUCUGGGAUCCUCGAGGUGCCCGAGGUCCGGACCGGCUCAGAUGGGUCUCAAGCCCAUUCAACUCAUGAAGCCAUUCACAGUCCUCAAAAAACAGUUUCCCCCUCAAAGUUAAGAAAUAAUCCGUUCAACCAGUUUAUGGAUGCAGAUGCUGAUAAAGACCUGAGGCCACAGGCAGAUGUUUCUGAGGUAUUUUAUUCUGAGCCACUAACUGCUGCUGUGUCCAGUUCUGUUACGGCUGAAAAGGAGUCCGAUCAGCCAGCUGAGCUGGAGACAGAACCUGAAGAGGACGAUCUCCACCAUGCCAAAGCUGGAAACACACCAGCUUCUUCAUUUACCAAGUCCUCACCUAACAAAAACUCAUCUCCUGAUCUCAAGGCCAGAAAACCCGAGGUGGGACUUUUGAUUGUCCCAGAGCAGAAUCCACCCAGUGAGGACCCACUUGUCUCUGAACAGGACAAUGAAGAAAUACACCAUAACUUUGGUUCUGAUGAGACUGUGGACACAACCAAAAUGACACCAUCCCAGUUUAAAGAAGUCAGAUCUCCACAGCUUUCUGCACUGCAGAACACUCCGUCUAAAGAAGCUCUGACCUCAUUAGGCUCAGAUGUGAAGACGAAUAAAUCAGUGAAUCAGGCAACUCUGUGUUCAGAGGGACCAUCUCAUGUGGAAGCAUCUUCACAGGAUAAAAACAGAGUUCAUCAAUUUAGGUUAACUGGAGAAAAAGCAAGCCAUGAAGAUGUUACCUUCACAGAAAUGGAUGAUCCUCUUGGCCCAAAGACUCUCUCUGGUGUCAGAAAGAACUCCAAUCAGCAAGAAUUAAGAGCGGAGGAGCCAUCACCAGAACAUGGUUUCUCCUCACAGGCUGAACACAAGUCACCUCUACCUAAAGACAACGGCACAUUCAGAGCUAACCUUGUCCUCAUCUGUGAGAAGACAGAUGGUCCUUCAGCAGGUUCAGAUCCAGGGUUAAGGGCUUCUGGAUCAAAGAAAGGCACAGUGUCUCCUGAACCAUGCCCAGCAGUUAUCCCAGUUCCUCCUCCCACAUCUGAAGAGGAAAGUCCAGGUAAGAUCAGUGAGCUCAGACAUUUCUGGGAAAGGAAAAAUACUCCAAUCAUCAUCAUCUCUAGAAGAGUGACGGAAGAGGCACAAACCAGUCCAGAUGAAACCAGUUUAAACCCCAAUGAGUCAUUAAAGGGGACAGACCUGAAUCAUGUCUAUCCAGAACAGUUAUGGUUCAGCACUGCUGGUAGUCCAGGAGGUCCACAACCGCCAUGUCACCAAGAGCACAUGAGAGCUGAUACCGGGUCAGACCGAAAGGAGCUCAGUCCUGAACAACCUCAAAGAUCAAAGGGCAAGGAUGAGAAAGUCAGGAGGAGUCCAUCAAAGACCUACAACCCAAAGGUCCUUCCUCUGGAAUCCUCAAGCACCAAAGGAUUCAGGCUGGAAGGGUCCCCUCUCAAAACCUUCCCAACAGACAUCGACCCCAAAGUCACGGAGCACAUGAAGCCAGCUACGGUUCCAGGAGUGAAGAGAAGUCCCGUUAAUGUUGGAGAGCAGACAGACCCAGACCCUAGACAAGAUCUCACCUCUCUUGUAAACACACAGAGAGGAUCAAACACCUCGGCUUUAGCAGAUUCCAAACAGGUUUCAGAAAAUUUAUCGGAAUCUUCUAUACAACUCACAAAAGCCCUCACCCCCCAGAAGGAUCUCAGGCAUCAGGGGAAGGUGCGUAGUCCUUCUCACCAAGACGAGGCAGCUGCUGAAGACAGACAACAAGGAGUCAGUGAAGAUGGAAACUCUGGCCUCUGGUCCCUCACUGGGACAGCGUCCCAGGACAACCCAGGCACUCACGGUGAAAUCUCCAGCCCCAAUUCAUCUGCACUCAAACGAUUAUCUUCAAGGAACAUGAUGUCAUCCAAAAGUCUAGAAGAACUCACCUCUCAGACAACCGCUUCGCUGCCUACGGUGAUGAAGACCAGUUUUUCUACGCUUGGCCUUCAAAAGAAGGAGAUGGACAGCGACAGCCUGCUUCAGAAAACUCCCAAUAGCUCCAUGUCCAACUUGAGUCUCUCUUCAGGAAUGGCCUCCUUAUCAUCUGUGAGCAGCAGCAUGACCAGCGUCCACACUAUAGACUCUGGAGGUGUCGAGGUCCAGGGGACCAUCCAGUUUGCAGUCAACUACAUCCAGAAGACUGGAGAACUUCAGAUCUUUGUGGUACUCUGCAGGGGUCUGGUCAUCGCUGACGUCAAAAAGAACCGUUCUGACCCGUAUGUGAAAUGUUACCUGCUUCCUGACAAAACACGCUUGGGCAAGAGGAAAAGUAGCGUUAGAAAGAAGACGGUAAACCCAACUUAUAACGAAAUCCUCAAAUUUAAGGUCACGAUGGAGGAGUUGAAAAAGCAAAAUCUCAACAUCUCCGUGUGGCACAAUGACCCUUUAGGGCGGAACAGCUUCCUGGGGGAGGUGGGCCUGGAUUUGUCUAAGUGGGACUUCAACAACACAGAACUAAAUGAAUACAUCCUCAAAUCCAGGGCUUCAGCACAGACCUCAGCAUGUCCACGGGACAAAGGACAGAUGAGAGUAGGCCUCAGAUUUGUCCCACACACGUCCCACAGUAAGGGCAGCUCCAGACCGGAGGCUGGAGAGCUGCUGAUCUGGGUGAAGGAUUGCAGGAAUCUUCCUCCCAGCAUCAAUCCAUUUGUGAAAUGCACCGUCCUCCCUGACAUGAGCCAGAAGAGCCGACAGCAAACACGCGUGGUGAAGAACACAGCCAACCCCAUGUUCAACCACACCAUGGUGUAUGACGGCUUCCAGCCUGAGGACCUCAAAGAGACGUGUGUGGAACUCACAGUGUGGGAUCACGUCCGACUGAAGAACCACUUCGUAGGUGGUGUGAGACUGGGACCAGGGACAGGGAGGAGCUACGGAGUGGAGGUGGCUUGGAUGGAUUCAGCAGCAAACGAAGUGACUUUAUGGCACCAAAUGUUACGGUCGAACGGCGAAUGGGUGGAGGAUGUUUUACCGCUGAGGAUGUUGGUGAUGGCAAAGAGGAUGUCAAAGUCCUCCUGAAUACAACCAGCUGCCACAACCGGGAGGAGCGCACCAACACACGUUUAAACGGAGCAGCUUCAACAGAGAUGACAGUUCAUUUGUAAACUUUAAUAUAUGUGAAUAAGUAAUUAGAAGCAGGGUGGGCUGGAGUUCCCUUAAGAUAACAGAUUUCUGUUUUACGAGAGUAAAAGAGUAAAUUAUAAAGUUACAAAAUAAAUUUCAACUGAAAACAUUU